AUGUCUCCAAGGAAGAAGAAAGCUACUACGACACCGGUUGUCGCUCAGCAGGACGCUGUAGUUGAUACGCCGAUGAAAGACGUCCCGGCAGUUGCAGAAGAGGAGUCUACCUGUCCUGGCUGCAAACCGGACGACGGGGAGGACCUCAACAAGGACGUUUGGAUUGAAUGCACGAGCUGCAAGACCUGGUAUCACUGGGUCUGUGCGGGGAUUGACAUCGAGGCGAAUGGAAACAGUGAGACCCCCCUUACACCCGAGCAGGUCGACAAAUGGUUUUGUCAACAAUGCGUCGAGCUUGACCCGUCGAGGAUCAUGACGCUCAAGCCACCGCCGCGGAAAUCUACGCGAAUCAAGGCAAUUGCCGACACCUCCGUAUCAGAUAUGCCCAUGCUCGAAGGUGACUCGACGGCGACGACGGCGGGUGCCACGACCACAACUGUUCCUCCGACCACGACGCCGGUCAUGAAUCAUAACGGAGUGUCCACUCCCCAUGGAACACCAGAGCUCAAUAAAUGGAUUGCAAUCGCCGAUGCAAAGAAAUAUAGUCCAGACCACUUUCAAAGAAUGAAAGGGUCUGACCUCGGCCUCGAAUGGACGCUUCGAGACGAGAAUGCUAUGAAGGAACCGAUUAUUAUCGAAACACCUGAAGGUUUAGGAAUGAAAAUGCCCCCAAAGGAGACUACAGUCCGUGAUAUUGCAAAUGAGUUGGGGCCGGACGUCCCUCUCGAGGUCAUAGACGUCUUGACUCAGUCGAGUUGCCAGGGGUGGACUCUGGGCAAGUGGGCGGACUACUACCAUACGCCACCGACCGAACGAGACAAGAUUCGCAACGUCAUAUCUUUGGAGGUUUCCGGGACAACUCUUGGCCAACGGGUCUUGCCUCCUCGUUUUGUUCGCGAACUGGAUUGGGUGGAAAAGUUUUGGCCACAUAACAAGAAACAGCUGGGACAUUAUCCAAAAGUGCAACUCUACUGUCUCAUGGGUGUUGCACAGAGUUGGACGGAUUGGCACAUCGAUUUCGCCGGUUCUUCUGUUUAUUACCAUAUUCUCAACGGCGCCAAAGUGUUCUAUUUCAUCAAACCAACCGCUGCUAAUCUCGCGGCAUACGAGCAUUGGUCGGGAACCGACAUUCAGAACCACACAUGGCUAGGAGAUUUGGUCGAUGAGGUCGUGCGGGUGGAACUGGUUGCCGGAAACACGAUGAUUAUACCGACCGGUUGGAUUCAUGCAGUGUACACACCUGUCGAUACCCUCGUCUUCGGUGGAAACUUUCUUCACUCACUCAAUAUGAAAACGCAACUCCGUGUCAGAGACAUUGAGAUCAGAACUCGGGUGCCGAAGAAGUUUAGAUUCCCUCUCUUUACAAGGCUUUGUUGGUAUGUCGGGGAGAAAUACUGCAAGGACCUAAAGUCCAAGGAGGAAUUCCCUAUCCGUAUUCUCAAAUCUAUCGACGCUCUUGCAACAUUUUUGGUCUCAGAGGCCCGCAUCAUGGAACGAGGAAGUGAAGUCGCCAAAAAAGAGGCCAAAGAAAACGUGCCGGCAGACCGCAUCAAGGACCCAUCACUACUCGCAAGGGAGCUCAGAUGGCGAGUUCGCAGUGCAGCAGGGGCUGACUCGGACGCAGAGCUCGGAGGAGACGGUGAUGAGCUCGUCCCUGUCAAACGAGAGCCUGGUGGUGGGCGACACCCCGGACGAAAGCGCAAAGAGGAGCAUUCGACCGUGCUGUUCAAGAACUGGCAACCACCCGAAUGGAAUACUGUGGAGCAUAUCCCGGCCAACGAGAGCCACGACAUGAUCAAGGUCGAAGAGGCUGGUGAGCAAGGGGAGUGGAUGAAAAAGGAAGGGCUUACGGGAGAUGUAAUGCGAACCAUCAAGCGGAACGGCGUGUCCAAGCUGCGCAAGCUUGAGCACGGCGCGAUCGAGCGCUACUCUGUAGUCCGGACGGUGGAAAUUGUGACUCCAGUGGUGCUUCACCAAAGAAAGAGUCGAUGUAAAUUAUCUUGGAAGGACACUGGUUUCGACAGCGAAGACAGUGGAGAGGAAAAAAUUUCAAAGCCUACUCCAUCAAUAACAAAGCCACCGGCUGUCAAGGAGACUUCAAGUGGACUAUCAUCAUUGUCCUCUGCCCUUCCGAAACCGCGCAGACGUGAUGGGCCAGUAAAGAUUGCUGUAGAAGCUCCAAAACGUCCUGCAGAGGAUCAAAUCACGGAAGAAACGCGCCCAAGCAAGAGACCGCGACCAGAGGGGGCUGGAGGAUCCUCGUUGCUCGCAAUGUUGCCUGCUCCGAAGAACAAAACUCCUGCAUCGGUGAAGAAGGUUAACAAUGCUCCUCCUCCAGCUUUUGCAAUGUCCAUGCCGUCAGAAUUUGGCGAUUCGAAGGACGUAGAGGAGACCCCAAUUGCAUCUUCCUUGUCUCUGAUACCUCCUUCACGAAUAAAUAAGACCAAGGAGAAGCAGCCUGCUAAAGAAGAUGUGCCGGUUGUUGAUUUCUUCUCACUAGCUGCACCGACUCCGAGUGUAAAACCACCAUCAGUUUCGACGUCAUCCGAUGAGAUGCCCUCUCUUGUGCUAAAGUCGGCUGCACCGAGCGUCAAAGAAUUUAUACCACCCGCUCCGACACCUACAGACCCAUACCCAGGCUAUUAUCAAAAGCCCGAUGGAGAGUGGGUAGCUCACGAUCCGACGUAUUAUUGGUCAGUGGCAAAGGCUUGGCUUCCCGCCCCUGAGCCAGAGCCAUCGAAUAAGAGGCGCAAGGAAUGGGGAGACGAGGAAGAUCUACAGCAAGUCAGCGCACUUGACGAAGCGAGCAAGACACGAGCAGAAAUUGAGAAUACCAAGUCGAUUACUGCAAACGUCAUCCGAGCUGGCCCAUCUGCGCCAAAUAUGACCAUGACGGAAGCGAGAACCUCGCACAGGGCAAAGACACGGCAUCAAUUGUCAACGCUACUCACAGAUGCAUAUUCGCAUCGCGCUGAAAUUGAAGAUAAGAUUGCCAUGGCCAAACGUAAUCGUAAAGAGUCUGGUAACAAAUAUGCCGUCAUCUUCUUAUCCUUCUUCCUGGCCAUCGGGUUGCUUGCGAUCAUUCUCUCAUGCGCGCUUUGGAGUAAUUGGCUGCCGCUGCUCGUCGCUCUGAUCUUUGUGCUUGCUCCUCUGCCCAACGCUCUCUUUGCACACUGCGGCUCGGACGACUUCUCAAACGAGUAUGAAAGCACCCCUGCCGUUGAUUUGGGUCGUUUUAUUACCUCCAUCGUCGUUGUUACUGGCUUUGCGCUUCCUCUCAUCCUCCAACACGCAGAAGUCAUCAAGCCAGCGGCCAGUUACAUGAGCAUCGUCGGCGGUUCCCUCGUUUACGGAACCAUCCUAGCGUAUUCCCAAGUCUUCAAGCAGGACACUGAAGAGUUCUAA
Messenger RNA from Serendipita indica DSM 11827, 3405 nucleotides. Lineage: Eukaryota; Fungi; Basidiomycota; Agaricomycetes; Sebacinales; Serendipitaceae. The record is from the annotation of a GenBank genome assembly.